AUGGCUGCUACUCGAACAGUGCCCGGCGCAGCUCCCAGCGGCCCGCUCACCAAGGCCCAGCGCAAAGCUGCCGCGCAGCAGUCUGCGGCCGCUCCCCUUGCCGCUCAGAAGGGCGACCCCACCGCUGUCAACGUCGAGGUCAAGCCUAAGGACGAGGGUUCCAGCGGACGCCCCGACAAGAAGGCGUACGAUGACGAGCAAAACGAGCUGCGAAGCCAGAUCGACGCCUUGCAGGCCAAGGCGAACGACCUUCGCAACAAGAUUUCGUCGACUUCGGUUCGUGGCGGACCCGACCACGAGCGCAAGCUCGCGAUUCGCAAGGAGAUGGACGAGUUGAGGGCUGAGCAGGCCAAGGGCAAGGGUGGACGGGAGAAGACGCUCGAGAAGCUGAAGCAGAUGCAGGAUGCUCUCAAGCGCAAGAUCGACGACAUGACUUCUGCUCGGUCCAAGGUCCCCUACAAGACUGUCCAGGACGUCGACAACCAGAUCAAGUCCCUCGAGCGCCAGGUCGAGUCCGGCUCGAUGAAGCUCGUCGACGAGAAGAAGGCUCUCUCGGAGAUCUCGUCCCUCCGCAAGUCGCGCAAGGUCGUCGAGUCGUUCGCCGCUCAGCAGGCCGCGAUCGAUGCCGACAAGGCCAAGAUCGACGAGGUUCGCAAGGAGCUCGACGACCCCGAGCAGAAGGCCGUCAGCAAGAAGAUGGGCGAGUUGCGGAAGGAGCUUGACGAGAUCAACAAGAAGUUUGACGAGAUCAGCAAGAACCGCGACGGCUUGUUCGAGGAGCGGAAUGCGAUCUCGAAGCAGCUUGACGAGCUUUUCGACAAGAAGAAGGCGUCGACUAUGGGAUGGCGUGAGGCGAACAACAAGUACUACAAGAAGAUCGAGGAGGACCGACAAAAGCGCGACGAGCGCCGCAAGGCCGAGCGCAAGGCGGCCGAGGACUCGAAGCGCGCCGAGAUCAACCAACGCUUGCUCGAGGAGGCGCAGGCGCCUGCCUUUGAGCGCGAGAUCGAGGACUGCAAGACGCUCAUCCGCUUCUUCCAGCAACGCAUCGGUCUCGCCCCGGCAGACGGUGCUGGCGCGAACGGCGGCAGCCUGUUCAACCGCCCGAAGGUUGCAGGUGUUCCCGACCUCGAGAUCCGUAAGGUCGACGCUGGCGACAUGCCGAAGGGCACGGUGCUCAAGAAGAAGGGCGAGCAGGAGGAGGAGUCGUGGGGCGGCCUCGCCAAGUCAAAGGGCAAGAAGGGCCGCAACGCCGCUCCCGCCGCCAAGGAGGAGUCGGCUGCGCCGGCAGCUGGCGACGAGAAGCUCAACUUGCCCUUCGGCACCCUCACCGCGCUCAUGACCCUCGGCAUCACCGCGCCUCUCACAACCGGCGAGGUCCAGAAGACCAUCGACAGCCUCCAGCUGAAGAUGAAAUACUUCACCGACAACCAGGACCGCGUCACCAAGGAGCGCAUUGCCGCCGUAGAGGCCAAGAUCGCCAAGGCCGCUUCUUCGUCCGGCUCCGCCGAAGUCGACGCCGUUGCCUCGACCGACGCUACCGCGAGCGAGGAGAAGAUCAAGGAUGCCCAGCCUCAGCCGAUCGAGGAGAACGGUUCGAAGGAAGAGGCUGUUAAGAACGCCGAGGGCGAGACGGAGGUCACGGCGGACGCUGCCACUGAGGAUGCGAAGGAGGACGCCUAG
Rhodotorula toruloides NP11 is the source of this 1683-nucleotide messenger RNA. Its product is annotated as nuclear segregation protein Bfr1. The record is from RefSeq and is a predicted model, not a curated record. Gene Ontology annotation, cellular component: ribonucleoprotein complex; endoplasmic reticulum; nuclear outer membrane-endoplasmic reticulum membrane network. NCBI's taxonomy places the organism in Eukaryota, Fungi, Basidiomycota, Microbotryomycetes, Sporidiobolales, Sporidiobolaceae. The coding region runs from base 1 to 1683 and encodes 560 amino acids. The transcript is spliced from 9 exons. Gene Ontology annotation, molecular function: mRNA binding. Gene Ontology annotation, biological process: intracellular mRNA localization.